This is a messenger RNA of Olea europaea var. sylvestris, 1149 nucleotides long. RefSeq names its product truncated transcription factor CAULIFLOWER A-like. NCBI's taxonomy places the organism in Eukaryota, Viridiplantae, Streptophyta, Magnoliopsida, Lamiales, Oleaceae. The transcript has 8 exons. The record is from RefSeq and is a predicted model, not a curated record. The coding region runs from base 152 to 883 and encodes 243 amino acids. Gene Ontology annotation, biological process: positive regulation of transcription by RNA polymerase II. Gene Ontology annotation, molecular function: protein dimerization activity; RNA polymerase II cis-regulatory region sequence-specific DNA binding; DNA-binding transcription factor activity, RNA polymerase II-specific. Gene Ontology annotation, cellular component: nucleus.
GAAACAAAACAAGAAAUGAAAAUUUUACUGUACCUUAAAAACUUUCACCACGAGAGAAAUUACAAUCUGAGUGAAAAAAUAAUUAUUAUAAUAUCUGGGUUUCCAUUUUUAGGGUUGUUUGAGAGAGAGAGAGAGGAAAGAGAGAGAGAGAAUGGGAAGAGGAAAGGUACAACUGAAGAGGAUAGAAAACAAGAUAAACAGACAGGUAACUUUCUCAAAGAGGAGAGUUGGAUUGCUAAAGAAGGCUCAUGAGAUCUCUGUACUGUGUGAUGCGGAAGUGGCUUUGAUUGUUUUUUCCUAUAAGGGGAAGCUCUUUGAGUAUGCCACUGAUUCUUGCAUGGACAGAAUCCUUGAGAGGUAUGAAAGAUAUUCAUUUGCAGAGAGGCAAUUAGUUGCAAAUGAACCCCAGUCACCUGCAAACUGGGCACUAGAAUACUCCAAACUUAAAGCUAGAACUGAACUUCUGCAGAUGAAACACAGCCACUAUAUGGGAGAAAAUCUUGACUCGAUGAGCCUGAAAGAUCUUAAAAAUUUGGAGCAACAGAUUGAAACUGCUCUUCAGAACAUUCGAUCUAGAAAAAAUCAACUGUUGCAAGAGUCAAUCUCUGAGAUGCAGAAAAAGGAGAAGGCAUUACGAGAACAAAACAACAUGCUGGAAAAGAAGAUCAAAGAGAUGGAGAAGGAAAUGGCAGUACGGCAACAGUGGGAACUUCCUAAUCCUAAUCAUGGCGGUAAUGGACCACCGUUCCUAAUGGCUCCUCAACUUCCUUGCCUCAACAUCAGUGGUGCAUAUGAAGGAGAAUCAGCAGAAGCCACCAGGAAUGAACUCGAUCUCAAUCUGGAUUCACUGUAUUCAUGCCAUCUUGGAUGCUUUAAUGCAUGAAAAAUAUAUAAAGACUGCUUCUUUAAGUAGGAUUAUAUUUGGAUCAGAGAAUAAUAUACUCUCGCGUAUUUAUCAUGUUCGAGUGUAUUGUCUUUGCUAAUUUCCAUCUCCUCUGAGCAAAUUAUUUAUAAGACUGUAUUUUGCAAGGAGUAUUUAGCGAAGAAACUCUAAAUACGUUGCAACUAUGAAAUAAUGUAAUCUAUGUACGUAUAACAUUACAUAUGUGACUUUGAUUUAUGCAUUAUGAAUCCUUUCACAGUAAUUCA